This is a messenger RNA of Synchiropus splendidus (mandarinfish), 809 nucleotides long. It is a transcript of the gene lim2.2, whose product is annotated as lens intrinsic membrane protein 2.2. The record is from RefSeq and is a predicted model, not a curated record. Bases 233 to 757 code for a protein of 174 amino acids. Gene Ontology annotation, molecular function: structural constituent of eye lens. Gene Ontology annotation, cellular component: plasma membrane. Lineage: Eukaryota; Metazoa; Chordata; Actinopteri; Syngnathiformes; Callionymidae. The transcript has 5 exons.
GAGACGGUGGAGCGCUUGGGCUGAGUGAGGGGAAACCACAGCAAAGAGCGAGAGCGUUUCUCGUCCCCCACAUGCGGCACUCGAUCAUUCCCCCCUUUUGUCAGGCGGACAAAGAGAGCUGGGGCUGCAGAGCUUUAAAAAGAAGCCGGCGCUGCCGCCGCAGGCAACACGGAGCGACAGCCGACGCGCGACAGAGUCCCUGCAUGUUGAGGAGAACCUGGUCUUCCCCGCGAUGCUCUACACUUUAGCAGGAGGCGGCUCGCUGUGUGGCGUCGCGGCCUUGGUGCUGCUCAUCGUCUCCACGGCCACCGACUUCUGGAUGCAGUAUCGGUACUCAGGCAGCUCGGCCAACCAGGGCCUUUGGAGGUUCUGCAUCAACCACAAAUGCCACGCCCACACCAUCACCGUCGCCUUCUGGGACGCGACGCGCGCCUUUAUGCUGCUGGCGGUGCUGAGCUGCUUCACCGGCGUGGUGCUUGGCCUCACCGCUUUCACAAACGGCACCAAAAACCGAAGAGUUCGAACCGGCGGAAUCGCUCUGGUCCUGUCAGGUUUCCUCGCGCUACUUGCUCUCGCCAUUUACACUGGAGUGACCGUUACCUUCUUCGGUAAACGCUUCCUGGACUGGCGCUUCUCUUGGUCCUACAUCAUCGGUUGGGUGGCCAUCAUUUUGGCGUUUGCUGCAGGUGUGUUUCAGCUCUGUGCCUAUCAGCGAACCAGCACGGAACCUGCGCCGCCCAAUGUUGCCGAGAGCUGAGGAAAGUGACCAGAUGUCAGCGGCAAUAAAAUCCUGCUUUUGAGAAACAAAA